This is a messenger RNA of Papaver somniferum (opium poppy), 735 nucleotides long. RefSeq names its product nucleolin-like. The coding region runs from base 1 to 735 and encodes 244 amino acids. Lineage: Eukaryota; Viridiplantae; Streptophyta; Magnoliopsida; Ranunculales; Papaveraceae. The record is from RefSeq and is a predicted model, not a curated record. The transcript has 4 exons.
AUGCAUAGAAGAUCACCAAGGAUAUUAAAGAAGAAUCAAAAUAAGAAGGGCACGCAAGAGAUUAGGCAAGCUAAAGAACCAAAACAAAAUGUGAAGACCAAGAAGAAAAUUGAAGAAGAUCCAACCAGAAAAAGGAAGAACAAGAAUACAAAUGAAGAAAGAUAUGUGAAACAAAAGAACAAAGCUGAGGAAGAACCAGAACAAUCGGAAUCAGAAUCCGAAGAAGAAGCACAAGAAAAAUCAGAUGAUCAAGAUUCUGAAGAAGAGGAAGAUAAAUCUGAAGAAGAAGCAGAAAAGAGCAAACCGAAGAAAUUCGCCAAAGGCGGUUCAAGGCCGAGAGUAAAACCACAACAAAGGCUGAAAACCAAGAAGGUAGAAUCAGAAGAAUCGGAAUCAGAAUCCGAUGAAGAAGAGCAACAAAAUUCAGAUGAAGAGAAUCAAGAGGAGAGCAAACCAGAGGCACGGCUCAAAGGCAAGUGGAGAGCAAAUGAAAAAAGAAUCAAAGGAGGUCUCCAACCAUUGGCUGAUAUGGGGAAUUUUCUAGGCAAAAAAUUUGAAGUAGAAGAUGCAAAUAACAAAAAGAAACCGAUACUUGCAAAAGCACUGAAGGAAUCUCCAUAUUGGGACUUAAUCAUCCCAUUUUAUAAAGUUCAAAUUUGGAGAAAACGAAGAAUGCUCUCUGGAAGCAAGAGAUUUCGCUUUGAUAUUCAAGAUGAGAAGACUGAUAGAGAGUGA